Messenger RNA from Euleptes europaea (tarantolino), 477 nucleotides. It is a transcript of the gene LTO1, whose product is annotated as LTO1 maturation factor of ABCE1. The transcript is spliced from 5 exons. Bases 1 to 414 code for a protein of 137 amino acids. The record is from RefSeq and is a predicted model, not a curated record. NCBI's taxonomy places the organism in Eukaryota, Metazoa, Chordata, Lepidosauria, Squamata, Sphaerodactylidae.
AUGGCGAAGGAGCCGGACGCGUUGGAGGCCAUCGUCAUGGCGGAGGCGAGAUUUCAUGGUGAAGGCUACCAAGAGGGCUAUGUUGAAGGAACUCAUGCUGGUACCAUUGAAGGAAGACAAUAUGGAAUACAACAGGGUGCCAAAAUUGGCUUAGAAAUUGGAUCAUACCUUGGCUUUUCAAUGACAUGGCUGGGAUUGCUUCAUAAACACUCAGAUGAUAAACACAGUAAAAAAAUAAAGGUGCUAGAGUCAUUAAUAGAGUUGAUCCAGAAAUUUCCUCAUCAGAACCCAACUUACGACAGACUUCAAGAAGACCUGGACAGGAUCAGGGGAAGAUUUAAACAGGUUUGCUCACUGCUACAUGUAUCAUCUGACUUCAGGCUUAGCAGGGAAGGAUCUGCGCUUUCAUUUUGAAAUCGGCAUGAAUGGAGAAGAAAUCUUUACCUGGAUUUAAUAACUGGUUAAGUCUCCUAAAAA